Nannizzia gypsea CBS 118893 is the source of this 1692-nucleotide messenger RNA. Its product is annotated as T-complex protein 1 subunit eta. NCBI's taxonomy places the organism in Eukaryota, Fungi, Ascomycota, Eurotiomycetes, Onygenales, Arthrodermataceae. Gene Ontology annotation, cellular component: chaperonin-containing T-complex. The record is from RefSeq and is a predicted model, not a curated record. Gene Ontology annotation, molecular function: ATP-dependent protein folding chaperone; ATP hydrolysis activity; ATP binding. Bases 1 to 1692 code for a protein of 563 amino acids. Gene Ontology annotation, biological process: protein folding. The transcript is spliced from 6 exons.
AUGGCGUUCGCGGGCCAAACACCCACAAUCAUCGUGUUGAAGGAGGGCACGGAUGCCUCGCAGGGCAAGGGACAGAUUCUAUCGAAUAUCAACGCCUGUGUUGCGGUACAGAACACUAUCAAAAGCACUCUAGGCCCCUAUGGCGGGGACCUAUUACUGGUAGACACCAACGGCAAGCAGACAAUCACAAACGAUGGAGCGACGGUAAUGAAGCUACUUGAUAUCGUCCACCCCGCAGCCCGCAUCCUGACCGACAUUGCACGCUCCCAGGACGCAGAAGUAGGCGAUGGAACGACCUCCGUGGUUGUGCUGGCAGGCGAGAUCUUACGAGAAGUGCGCGAUCUAGUGGAGCAGGACGUGAGUGCUCAGACGAUUAUAAAGGGUUUGAGAAAGGCGAGUGCCAUGUGCAUCAACCGGAUCAAGGAGAUUGCGAUUGAUAUGAAGGAUACUGCUGGCGGAGAGGCGAAGAAGAUCGAGACGCUGCGACGGCUGGCGGGCACGGCCAUGAACAGCAAGCUGAUUAAACGGAAUUCAGACUUCUUCACAAAAAUGGUUGUUGAUGCCGUCCUGUCGCUGGACCAGGACGACCUGAACGAGAAGUUGAUUGGAAUCAAGAAGAUUACCGGAGGAGCGCUGCAGGACUCGCAGUUCAUCAAUGGCGUUGCGUUCAAGAAGACGUUCUCUUAUGCCGGAUUUGAGCAGCAGCCCAAGUCGUUCAAGAACCCGAAGAUAGUCUGCCUGAACGUUGAGCUGGAGCUGAAGAGCGAGAAGGACAAUGCGGAGGUCAGAGUCGAGCAGGUAUCGGAGUACCAGGCCAUCGUCGACGCUGAAUGGCAGAUCAUCUUCAACAAGCUUGAGGCACUCUACAAGACCGGAGCCAAGGUCGUCCUCAGCAAGCUCCCCAUCGGUGACCUUGCCACACAGUACUUUGCGGACCGAGACAUAUUCUGUGCCGGGCGAGUCUCGUCCGACGACAUGGAGCGAGUGAACAAGGCAACCGGCGCCUCGACACAGUCUACCUGCAGCGACAUCCAGGAGCACCACCUGGGCGAGUGCGGCAGCUUCGAGGAGCGCCAGAUCGGCGGCGAGCGCUUCAACAUCUUCUCCGAGUGCCCUGGAGCCAAAACCUGCACUCUGAUCCUGCGCGGUGGAGCCGAGCAGUUCAUUGCUGAAGCAGAGCGCAGUCUACACGACGCCAUUAUGAUCGUCAAACGAGCGCUACGGAACACCAACGUCGUGGCCGGCGGCGGUGCCACGGAAAUGGACCUAUCCGGCUACAUCCAUCGGUACGCCGACGUGAAUGUCCCACACAAGCAGCAGGCAGUCGUCAAGGCGUUUGCAAAGGCCCUGGAGGUGAUCCCCCGCCAGCUGUGCGACAACGCAGGCUUCGACGCCACAGACAUUCUCAACCAGCUACGAGUCGAGCACAAGAAGGGCAACAUCUGGGCUGGCGUCGACUUUGACUGCGAGGGCGUGCGAGACAACAUGAAGGCCUUUGUAUGGGAGCCGAGCUUGGUCAAGGUCAACGCCAUCCAGUCCGCUGUCGAGGCCGCCUGUCUCAUUCUCUCUGUUGACGAGACCAUCAAAAACGAAGAGUCAGCUCAGCCACAGGGACCUCCACAGGCCCUACCGCAAGGUGCCGCCCAACGAGUCCUUCGAGGAGGCCGCGGCCGCGGAAUGCCUCGUCGAUGA